UCUGUGCACAUGGAAAUAUUCCCUUUGAAGCACCAUCUGGUGUAAUAAUUCAUUGCCUAGUUUGUUGUUAAUAUUUGUGAAUGUAUCUAUAAUCAUGUGUCAUAAUCUACCUGCAGUCCAUUUGGGUGACAUGUUUUCUCUUCUUCCCUAGUUGAUUAUAACUUGAAAAUAGCAGCAUCACAAUCAGCAUUGUCUGUGGUCGUGUUUUUCUGUGGGGCUAGAUUAGGAUUUUUCAGCUGCUAUGUCCUGAUUAAUGUAAUUGGCACAAUAUUAAUGCAGUUCUUGAAUGAUCCACAUAAAGCCGUGAAUGAUUCUGACAACCACCAACACCAAUAUCUUGAAGGAACGAUGGCAUUUAACAUCAGACAACAUACAGAUGAAAACAGAGACCUUGCUGAUGAUCUGUAUAAGAGAGUGCGAAUCCUGUGCUGGGUGAUGACUGGGCCCCAGAAUCUGAAAAAAAAGACCGAACAUGUCAAAGCCACCUGGGCUAAAAAAUGUAACUCUGUGCUUUUCAUGAGCUCUAAAAAAAACAAAGAUUUCCCUACAGUGGGACUCGAUGUUAAAGAAGGCAGACAGCAUCUUAAUAGAAAAACUAUCGAAGCAUUCCGUUAUGUUUUUGACCAUCAUUUGAAUGAAGCUGAUUGGUUCUUGAAAGCAGAUGAUGACACAUACGUUAUUGUUGACAAUCUGCGUUGGCUAUUAUCAACGCAUUCUCCAGAUCAACCCAUAUUCUUUGGAAGAAAAUUUAAGCCAUUUGUUCAGCAAGGGUUCAUGAGUGGUGGAGCUGGAUAUGUACUUAGCAGAGAAGCAUUGAAAAGAUAUGUUGGUGCCUUCAAGACUGGGAAAUGCAAUUAUUCAACAGGUGCAGAGGAUGUAGCCGUUUCAAAGUGUAUGCAGAGCCUUGAUGUAGAUGCUGGCGACUCCAGGGACACAAAUGAAAGGGAAACCUUUCAUCCUCUUACGCUAGAUCAUCAUUUGAUAAAAAACUAUAUACCGCAAUCAUCCUGGUACAGAAAAUAUUGUUUCUAUCCCAUUACAGAGGGUCCUGGAUGUUGUUCGGAUCUGUCAGUGUCAUUCCACUAUGUCAAUGCUGCGACCAUGUAUCUUUUAGAGUACUUGACUUAUCAUCUCCGACCAUACGGCUACAAGUAUAGAUAUUAUCCAGAGUCUGCAACAAAGGACUUGAAGCAGACAUAGAUUUCUGUGAAACAUCUGUUCAAAUUCAUUUGUUGGAAAUGAAUGGUCAUCAAAAAUGUCUUGGAGAUUUGCUUUUUGCGCAAAGUACACUGGACAACACAGCAACAGAAGUAAUGAUAUGGCAUGGUUGUAAAGAAUCACACAUGGACAUCCGUGGGAUUUUAUUCUUUUAUUACUGGCUUGAAAAAUCAAGCAAUGAAAUUUGUAUCAUGAUCAACAAAAUAAGUUUGGAAUGUGUCUCAUGGGAACUACAUUGUCUUACCUCUUGAUGUUUAAGUGAACAUAAGAAGAAAUUGAUUUAUUUUUGGAUUUGCUGCAUUCUUUCACGGGCAGCCUGACGACAUUAUAUCUGUUCUCAUUGUUGCCUGAGAAGAAAGAAAACUAUUUAGAGCUGCUGUUUACAAUCCUGUUUACAAAACAUACUUAUUGGGUACAAAUAUAUCUUCAUAUCCGAUGUUCCAGGUGUGGAUUCCUGUAUAUCGGCGAGACCAAGAGCAGGCUCGGUGAUCAUUUUGCUGAACACCUCCGCUCAGUCCGCCUAAAUCUACCUGAUCUCCCAAUUACUCAGCAAUUUAACUCCCCCUCCCAUUCCCACUCUGACCUUCCUGUCCUGGGCCUCCUCCAUUGUCAGAGUGAGGCCCAGCGCAAAUUGGAGGACCAGCACCUCAUAUUUCGCUUUGGUAGCUUGCACAUAGCCUUUGCUUUACCUCUCUCUACCCUCCCCCCCUUCCCAGUUCUCCUACCAGUCCUACUGUCUCUGACUACAUUUUAUCUCAGUAUUGCCCACUCCCCUGACAUCAGUCUGAUGAAGGAUCAUGACCCAAAACGUCACCCAUUCCAUCUCUCCAGCGGUAUCCCGUUGAGUUACACCAGCGCUUUGUGUCAACCUAUAGUUAAUGGGGUUGGCUCUAUAACUUUUUUUAUAAACGGAAAUAACUGCUAUUUUAUAACUCAUUUAAAUCUACAGAUGUUUGGAUGAUCACAUGUUGACAAUCUGACAUAUGUUAUGUUUUUAUUUCUCUGCUUUACUCACUAUCUUUGAAUUAAUGCACAAUUUUUCUGCCCAUCUCUCCCUCAUAUAACACGACUGGCCCUUCAGUUUCUACACCUUGAAGGCCUCCAACUGAUGAUUUAUCUGCUAUAAUUUGAGUCCUGUCCACCUGAGCCAGACUUGUCCUUAGUCUGUGUGUGAUAGUGUUAGUGAGCGGGGAUCACCAGUUGGUGCCGAAUCAGUGGGUCAAAGGGACAGUUUUGAUGCUGUAUCUCCAAAGUGAAAUAAGAAAAAUCUAUAUCCUAUUAUAUAAUUUGAGACUUU
Messenger RNA from Amblyraja radiata (thorny skate), 2515 nucleotides. RefSeq names its product glycoprotein-N-acetylgalactosamine 3-beta-galactosyltransferase 1-like. Gene Ontology annotation, molecular function: N-acetylgalactosaminide beta-1,3-galactosyltransferase activity. The record is from RefSeq and is a predicted model, not a curated record. NCBI's taxonomy places the organism in Eukaryota, Metazoa, Chordata, Chondrichthyes, Rajiformes, Rajidae. Gene Ontology annotation, cellular component: membrane. The transcript has 3 exons. Bases 274 to 1200 code for a protein of 308 amino acids.